UGCUACAGCCUCAUUCCUGAUGGAAGUGGAUACGCUGUUCGAUAGUUUUAAUGGGAACACCAACCAGUCAGGAAAGGAGUUGAAAUUUAAAAGGCUUUCAAAAAGCGGGCAGGUCAAGCAAAGUACACCACCAUCUCAAAUGGGUUGGAUUACAUCUCUGAAUGCUAUCAGGGGAAUCUGGGCAUAUGUGCAUUCUAAAGGAUUUACAGUAUUGCGUCCAAGGUCUCUAAAUCAAGAUCCUUUAGAGAACCUAUUUGGAUGCAUCAGAUAUGGAUCAGGAUGUAAUGAUAAUCCCUCUGCUUUUCAAUUUGUGGGUAGUUUGAAAGCCCAAAUUUUAAACAAUCUAAUUCAUUGUUCCACUCAUUCAAAUUGUGAGAAGGACAAUAAUGAUCUUCUCAGCAAUUUAAAAUCAUUUCUGGAGAAAGAUGAGAAAGAAGGAGAAUAUCAACCUAAUGAAGUCAUAUGUAUGCCAGAAAUAUCAACAGAGGAGACGGUAUCCAUAAUUGAAGCAGAUGUGAAUGGGGGCCGUGCAGAAACUUUUUCAGUAGCUUAUGUUGCUGGUUUCAUUUUGAAAGGCAUCUAUAAGAAAAUAACGUGUACGGGUUGUUCUGCUCUAUUGUCAUCAGAUGUUUUGGAGGCACACAACAUGUUCAUCUGGAACAAGGAAUGGUCAGAUAAGAGGAGUUUGUAUUAUCCAAGUGUUGUAUUCACAAUAUCCAUUGCACAAGGUAUAACUUCUUUGGAGAAUUUUAUGGUGGAUAACUCUAAUAUUUCUGACCUUCCAUAUCAUGCCUCUAAAUUUGUUCAUAAUCACAUUGAUUUUUCAUGGUUAACAUGUGAACAACAUUGCGAACAGAUAGAAACUAUAACAGUGCAAAGUAUUGUAAAUAUUGGAAUAGUCUGGUGGGUUAAAAGGGAAAACCAGAAAUUUAAAAACCAAAAAAAUGCUAUAAUCAAAUCGAAAAAAUUGAUGAAAAUGAAGAAUAUGUGAAGGUCAUUUGACCUAUUUUGUUGUUUAUACGCCACUU
Coccinella septempunctata (seven-spotted ladybird) is the source of this 1028-nucleotide messenger RNA. RefSeq lists its product as uncharacterized. NCBI's taxonomy places the organism in Eukaryota, Metazoa, Arthropoda, Insecta, Coleoptera, Coccinellidae. Bases 20 to 991 code for a protein of 323 amino acids. The record is from RefSeq and is a predicted model, not a curated record. The transcript is spliced from 2 exons.